Papaver somniferum (opium poppy) is the source of this 810-nucleotide messenger RNA. Its product is annotated as ankyrin repeat-containing protein BDA1-like. The record is from RefSeq and is a predicted model, not a curated record. The transcript has 2 exons. NCBI's taxonomy places the organism in Eukaryota, Viridiplantae, Streptophyta, Magnoliopsida, Ranunculales, Papaveraceae. Bases 1 to 810 code for a protein of 269 amino acids. Gene Ontology annotation, molecular function: protein binding.
AUGUGUGGCCAUGUCAAGUUUGCAGGAGAACUUUUGAGUAAAAACAUAGAACUCGCAAUGGAGAAAGACUCGUAUGGGUUUACUCCUCUUCACCUGGCUUCUGCGAGGCAAUGCCCGUCUAUGGUGAAGAAGUUGUUAGGGUCCAACCAAGACGCUUGUUUGGAACGAGAUAAUGAAGGGCGAACACCUCUACAUUUCGCAGCAAUGAAAGACAGGGUCAAAAUUAUAAAGGAGUUGAUUAAGCAGAAACCUGAAGCAAUCCACAUCCGAAAUCAUAAAGAAGAGACCAUAUUUCACUUUUGCGUCAAACAUGACAGUUUAAACGCCUUAAAAUUGUUGGUAGAGGAAAUGCCAUCAAUUGAUGAACCAACUGAUACGGACAUGAUUGCUCUAUCUAUCAACUCCAAAAACUCUGAUGGCAACACAAUUUUGCACCUUGCUGCUAAAAUGAAGCAAAUGAAGAGUAAGAACAUCGAUAUCAAAACGGAUAUUCGAAACAAUAAGGGCGUCAAAGCACUACAUAUGUUUUCAAAGGCAGAAAGAGAUGAUCUUGAAAUUGGUUGCUAUAACAAGAAGAAGAAAACAAAUCCAUCUGAUUCUGAUCAGAAGUGGAUGCUAGAGAAAGUGAAUGCGUUAAUGGUGGUUGCAACAUUGGUAGCAGGAAUCGCCUUCACUGCCGCUAUGAAUCCACCUGGUGGUGUUUUUCAAGAAGACUCCAAAAUCAAGGCUAGUGAAAAUCCUGUUAUUUUUACUUAUUAUCUAAGGUCCGUGGCUAGUCCACCAAAUCUAGUCGCUUUGGCAGAUAUCUAG